Molecule: messenger RNA, 2535 nt
Organism: Alternaria ventricosa
Lineage: Eukaryota; Fungi; Ascomycota; Dothideomycetes; Pleosporales; Pleosporaceae
Exons: 5
Coding region: 1-2535 (844 amino acids)
Biological process (GO): intracellular protein transport; receptor-mediated endocytosis; Golgi to vacuole transport
Cellular component (GO): membrane coat; AP-1 adaptor complex; Golgi apparatus
Molecular function (GO): clathrin-cargo adaptor activity
Source: RefSeq, a predicted model, not a curated record
AUGGCUUCCUUGAAGCAGUUUAUUCGCAAUGUGCGCGCUGCAAAGACAAUUGCCGACGAGCGUGCAGUCGUGCAGAAAGAGAGUGCCGCCAUCCGCGCCAGCUUUAGGGAGGAGAGCCACGACUCCAACGUGAGGAGGAACAAUGUCGCAAAGCUACUUUAUCUCUUCACUCUGGGCGAGAGGACACACUUUGGUCAAAUCGAAUGUCUGAAGCUGCUGGCUUCUCCGCGCUUCGCCGACAAGCGGUUGGGAUAUCUGGGGACCAUGUUGCUGCUUGACGAGAACCAGGAAGUCUUGACACUGGUGACGAACUCGCUGAAGAACGACCUGAACCACCCCAACCAGUACAUCGUCGGCCUCGCCCUCUGCACGCUCGGUAACAUCGCCUCCGUCGAAAUGGCUCGAGACCUGUUCCCGGAAGUCGAAACGAUAAUAUCGAGCGCGAACCCAUACAUACGUCGCAAAGCCGCAAUCUGCGCCAUGAGGAUAUGUCGGAAAGUGCCCGACCUCCAGGAACACUUCUUGGAGAAGGCCAAGUUGCUACUACAAGACCGAAACCACGGCGUCUUGCUGUGUGGCGUCACCCUAGUAGAGAACCUCUGCGAGGCGGACGAGGCCGAGGAUGACGAGAACGGCGUCAGGGACAUCUUCAGACCCAUGGUGCCCAGCCUAGUCAAGAUAUUGAAGGGGCUCUCCUCGUCUGGCUAUGCGCCGGAGCACGACGUAACCGGCAUUACAGACCCUUUUCUGCAGUGCAAGCUACUCCAACUUCUGCGAGUUCUGGCCCGUGGCGAUGCGCAGGUUAGCGAGCAGAUCAACGAUAUCCUGGCCCAGGUCGCGACCAACACAGACUCCUCGAAAAACGUCGGCAACUCCAUCUUGUACGAGGCUGUACUCACAAUCCUCGAUAUCGAAGCAGAUUCCGGACUUCGCGUGCUUGGUGUCAACAUCCUAGGAAAGUUCUUGUCAAACCGUGACAACAACAUCAGAUAUGUUGCGCUCAACACACUGAUCAAGGUUGUCGCAGUCGAGCCAAACGCCGUGCAGAGACACCGCAACACCAUCCUGGAUUGUCUACGGGAUCCUGAUAUUAGUAUUAGACGGCGAGCGCUUGACCUCAGCUUUACCCUGAUCAACGAGAGCAAUGUGCGAGUACUGAUUAGGGAGCUCCUUGCUUUCUUGGAGGUUGCUGACAACGAGUUCAAACCUGUCAUGACCUCCCAGAUCGGGGUCGCAGCAGACCGCUUCGCGCCAAACAAGAGGUGGCACGUUGAUACCAUGCUGCGCGUGCUGAAACUCGCCGGAAACUAUGUCAAAGAACAGAUUCUGUCCUCCUUUGUACGACUGAUCGCUACCACACCUGAUCUCCAGACCUAUUCCGUACAGAAACUCUAUGCGGCCUUGAAGGAAGACAUCACACAGGAGGGUCUCACACUAGCCGGUUCCUGGGUCAUUGGAGAGUACGGUGAUGCACUGCUUAGAGGUGGUCAGUACGAAGAGGAAGAGCUUGUUAAGGAAGUCAAAGAAAGCGACGUCGUCGAUCUCUUCGAAACCAUCCUCGGUAGCAGUUACGCCGGCCUUAUCGUCCAACAGUACAUCGUCACAGCCUCUAUGAAACUCACGACACGUUUGAGCGAUCCUGCUCAGAUUGAGCGUUUACGACGGUUAUUACAACGAUAUGCGGCAAACCUUGACGUUGAGAUUCAACAGCGUGCAGCCGAAUACGGCAACUUGUUCGGCCACGACCAGAUUAGGAGGGGCGUCCUUGAGAAGAUGCCACCGCCUGAAAUCCGCGAAGAGUCACGAGUUCUGGGCGAAGCGACCAAGAAACGACAGUCGAAGAUUGCGAAGAAGAAGCCUGCGCAAGCAGCGACAGAAGACUUGCUACUGGACCUCAUGGGCGAUGCAGGCCCGUCGACCAGCAUGAAUGGGGCGGCCAAUGGAACUCAACAGAGCCAGGACUUGCUUGCAGACAUCAUGGGCGGGUCUUCAUCACCGCCACAAACAUCCUCCCCUGCACCACAAUCGAACGUGGCCAACAUCAUGGAUCUCUUCAACUCCGGAGCUAGUAGCUCACCAGCCCCAGCGCAGUCUCAGGCACCGCCGGCAGGUAACUCCAUGGACCUUCUGGGCGGGCUCGGCGGUAUGUCCUCGCCACCACCACAAGCUUCAGCACCGUCGGUGGCCUCAGGCCCACCCGCGCAUCCAGCGUACAACAAGAACGACCUACAGAUCACCUUCCAGCUCAAGCGUGACGCAAACGCCGUGCAACUUCUCGCACGUUUCCGCAAUACUGGAAGCUUUGGCCAGCUGUCAGGUGUGAAUCUACAAGCCGCUGUACCAAAGAGUCAAAAGCUGCAGCUACAACCUAUCAGUACCAGUGAGCUGGAGGGAGGCCAAGAUGCGACCCAGCAGAUGAGGGUCACAGCUGUCAAUGGGCCCCCACCCGCAAGGCUAAAGCUCCGACUCAAGAUCAGUUACUCGGCAGGUGGUGCUCCAGUAACAGAGCAGGUUGACUGGGCCGAGCCGACAUGA